AUGUUUCCAUGUACUGUUCAUUUCCAGUCGCUCGUGAUUCCAGAAAAAUUCCAGCACAUUCUUCGUGUGCUGAGCACCAACAUCGAUGGUAAGCGUACGGUACCGAUCGCACUAACCGCCAUCAAGGGUGUCGGUCGUCGUUAUGCCCACGUCGUACUGAAGAAAGCCGAUGUCGACCCGUUCAAGCGCGCCGGUGAGUGUUCGGAUGAAGAGGUGGAGAAGAUCAUUACCAUCAUCUCCAACCCACGCCAGUACAAAAUUCCGGACUGGUUCCUGAACAGACAGAAGGAUAUCGUUGAUGGUAAAUACAUGCAGCUGACUUCGUCCAACAUCGAUUCGAAGCUGCGUGAAGAUUUGGAGCGGUUGAAGCGAAUCCAUGCCCAUCGUGGUAUGCGUCACUACUGGGGUCUUCGUGUCCGUGGUCAGCACACGAAGACUACCGGUCGCCGUGGUCGUACGGUCGGUGUGUCCAAGAAGAAGUAA
This is a messenger RNA of Anopheles marshallii, 483 nucleotides long. It is a transcript of the gene RpS18, whose product is annotated as 40S ribosomal protein S18. Gene Ontology annotation, biological process: translation. The coding region runs from base 1 to 483 and encodes 160 amino acids. Gene Ontology annotation, molecular function: structural constituent of ribosome; RNA binding. NCBI's taxonomy places the organism in Eukaryota, Metazoa, Arthropoda, Insecta, Diptera, Culicidae. Gene Ontology annotation, cellular component: ribosome; cytosol; small ribosomal subunit. The transcript has a single exon. The record is from RefSeq and is a predicted model, not a curated record.